CCCUGAACGUCACACCGGACACGGACACUCCGACAACAUGACUGAACUGAACGGACCGAACACUGACGGCCGAACCGAACCGGAUCAACUCAUCUUCUUUGUUAACGGGAAAAAGAUUGUUGAAAGUCAUGCAGAUCCAGAAGUGACCUUACUGACAUAUCUGAGGAGAAAAUUGGGUCUGACAGGAACCAAACUGGGCUGUGCAGAAGGCGGUUGCGGUGCCUGCACCGUCAUGGUGUCCAGAUACCGGAGCGACACGGAUCAGCUGACUCAUUACGCCGCCAACGCCUGUCUCACUCCCCUCUGCUCCCUCCACCUGGUUGCCGUGACGACUGUGGAGGGCAUCGGCAGCGUGGCACGAAAACUACAUCCGGUGCAGGAGCGUAUAGCGAAGGCUCACGGCUCUCAGUGCGGGUUCUGCACGCCAGGUAUCGUCAUGUCCAUGUAUGCUUUGCUACGCAAUAACCCUACCCCCAAAAUGGCCGACGUGGAGGUCGCCUUCCAAGGAAAUCUGUGUCGUUGUACUGGAUACAGGCCGAUCCUCGAAGGAUACAAAACUUUCACUGUUGAUGGUGGUUGUUGUGGUGGCAGAGGGCUGGAAAAUGGUUGCUGUCUGACCAAUGGGAGCACAGCAGAUGACAUCUCGGAGGACAACAAUGAUGAAGCCACACCCCUGUUUGACCCAGCAGAUUUUGCUCCAUUUGACCCCACGCAGGAGGUCAUCUUCCCACCUGAGCUCAUGUCUCUCGUGAAAGGUCAGAGGUCAAGGUCGCUGUGCUUCCGUGGUGACAGGACAGUGUGGCUGCAACCAGACAGCCUGGAUGAGUUUCUUCAUCUGAAGUGGAAGCAUCCUGACGCCCGGAUCGUGGUGGGAAACACUGAAGUGGGCAUUGAAGUGAAAUUUAAGAAUAUGUUGUACCCGGUUAUCCUCACUCCAACCUUCAUCCCUGAACUCAGCAUCGUACAACACACUGAAGACGGCAUCGUGUUUGGUGCAGCGUGCACUCUUAGCCACCUGGGAGCAGUGCUGAGAGAAGCCGUUGCGACGCUUCCAUCUCACCAGACUGAAUUUUUCCUCGCCAUCCUCGAACAGCUGCGCUGGUUUGCUGGACAGCAGAUACGUAAUGUAGCGGCUGUUGGUGGGAACAUCAUGACAGCUAGUCCCAUAUCGGACCUCAAUCCUGUUUUUAUGGUGGCUGGCUGUAAACUCACGUUGAUGGAUAAAGACAGCAGUCGUGUUGUCAUUAUGGACAACACUUUUUUCACAGGGUACAGGAAAACUGUUGUGCGACCGCAGGAGAUCCUUUUUUCCAUUGAGAUUCCAUACAGCAAAAAGGCUCAGUUUGUCUCCGCCUUCAAACAGUCGCCCCGCCGUGAAGAUGACAUCAGCAUCGUCACGGCAGCCAUGAGUGUCAGCUUCCAUCCAGGAACAAACACAGUGGAGGACCUGAAAAUGAGCUACGGUGGUAUGGCGGCGACCACUGUGAUGGCAACAAGGACCGCGGACGCUCUGCUGGGAAGGAGGUGGGAUGAGGAGCUUCUUCAGCAAGCUUGCUCAUCAUUGGCUGAGGAAAUGACUCUUGACCCCUCUGCACCUGGCGGCAUGGUGACAUAUCGGCGAACUUUGACCUUGAGCUUCUUCUACAAGUUUUACUUGACAGUGCUACAGAAGCUGAGGGAACAGGGUGUAGACGUGGAAGACGUCCCGUCUGACUGUCUCACUGCCACUGACAUUUACCAACCAGAGACGCCAACCAGCGUUCAGAUUUACCAGGAGGUGCCUGAGGGUCAGAACCAGGACGACGUGGUGGGCCGUCCCAUAAUGCACCUGUCAGCUCUGAAGCAGGCGACGGGUGAAGCGGCAUUCUGUGACGACACGCCGCUGUACGAGAACGAGCUCUACCUGGCGCUCGUUACCAGCACCAAGGCGAACGCUCGCAUUCUCUCCAUUGACACCUCAGUGGCGGAGUCCAUGCCCGGCGUCAGGUGUUGCUUGUUCGCUGGCGACGUCCCGGGCAGCAACCAUACUGGACCCGUUGUUGAUGACGAGACCGUUUUCGCCGACAGUGAGGUGACGUGUGUGGGUCACAUCAUCAGCGCUGUGGUAGCCGACACUCAGUCUCACGCCCAAAGAGCUGCUAAAGCUGUCAAGAUCCAGUAUGAGGAGCUGAAGCCCAUCAUCACGAUCCAGGAAGCCAUCACUGCCCAGUCCUUCUAUCAGCCAAUCAGAACCAUCCAGCGGGGCAAUCUGGAGGCGGGGUUUAAGGAAGCUGACCACAUCAUAGAAGGUGAGAUACACCUGGGAGGUCAGGAACACUUCUACCUGGAGACAAAUGUGACAUUGGCUGUCCCCAAAGAAGAUGGAGAAAUAGAGCUCUUUGUUUCUACUCAGUCUGCUUCCAAAACACAGUUUCUAGUGGCGAAGGCGCUGGGUGUGCCGGCUAACAGGGUGGUGGUGAGAGUGAAGAGGAUGGGUGGAGGGUUUGGAGGGAAGGAGAGCCGUUCCAUGAUCCUGUCCACUGUGGUUGCUGUGGCUGCAAAUAAGUUGAAGUGUCCUGUCAGGUGCAUGCUGGACAGAGACAAGGACAUGCUAAUCACUGGAGGACGACACCCCUUCUAUGGAAAAUACAAGGUGGGUUUUCUAAAUAGCGGGAAGGUUGUGGCUCUUGAUGUGAGGUACUACAGUAACGCUGGACACUCCAUGGACCUCUCCAUGGCAGUCAUGGAACGUGCUCUGUUGCACAUGGAUAACACUUACCAUCUGGCAAACGUGCGUGGGCGUGGCUUCGUGUGCCGCACCAACUUGCCAUCCAACACCGCCUUCAGGGGCUUUGGAGGGCCGCAGAGCAUGUUUGUCUGUGAGAACUGGAUAACCGACAUGGCCCACAGUCUGGGCAAGUCGGCUGAGGAGGUGCGCCGGUUGAAUAUGUAUGUGGAAGGUGAUGUGACACCCUUCAACCAGGUCCUGGAUCAAGUCAGCCUGGAUCGCUUGUGGGACGAGUGUCUCUCCCACUCUGGGUACCAGCAGCGGCGAGCCGCCAUUGAGCUCUACAACAGACAGAACCACUGGACCAAAAGAGGCCUCGCCAUCGUUUCUACCAAAUUUGGCAUCAGCUUCUCGGUUACCUGCUUCAACCAGGCCGGUGCUCUGGUUCAUGUAUACACAGACGGCUCAGUUCUCUUGACUCAUGGAGGGACAGAGAUGGGACAAGGACUCCACACAAAGAUGGUCCAGAUUGCCAGCAGGGUUCUUGGGGUCUCCUGUUCAAAGAUCUACAUCUCAGAAAUGAGCACCAACACGGUUCCUAACAGCAGUUCCACCGCCGCCUCCACCUCCUCAGACCUCAAUGGAGCCGCAGUCCAGAAUGCGUGUGAGAUCCUGGUCAAACGUCUGGAACCUUACAAGACCAAGAAUCCCAAAGGUUCAUGGGAAGACUGGGUUACAGCAGCGUAUUUUGACAGAGUCAGUCUCAGCGCUAGUGGAUUUUAUAAGACUCCAGAUAUUGGUUAUGACUUUGAAACAAACUCAGGCCGACCAUUUCACUACUUCACGUACGGAGUGGCCUGUUCCGAGGUGGAGAUCGACUGUCUGACCGGAGCUCACAAGAAUCUGAGCACCACCAUAGUGAUGGACGUCGGGAACAGCCUCAAUCCAGCUAUUGACGUCGGGCAGGUUGAAGGGGCCUUCAUGCAGGGCCUGGGUCUCUUCACGCUGGAGGAGCUCCAUUAUUCGCCAGCGGGCGUGCUCCUCACUCGGGGCCCCGGCUCCUAUAAGAUCCCAGCCUUUGGGGACAUUCCGAGCCGCCUGACUGUGUCCCUUCUGCGUGACGCGCCCAACGAUAAGGCCAUCUUCGCCUCCAAGGCUGUGGGCGAGCCUCCUCUCUUCCUGGCGUCUUCUGUGUUCUUUGCCAUUAAAGAUGCCAUCCUCGCUGCCCGGGCGGAGUCGGGUCUCAGAGGUCCAUUCAGACUCGAUAGCCCCGCCUCUGCAGAGAGGAUCCGAAACGCCUGCAGUGACCGCUUCACCGAACUGUGUCCUCCUGCAGAACCCGACACCUUCACACCCUGGGCGGUACGAGUCUAAGACUCUCAACCAACAAAAAGAACAAGCGAGUGAUCAACCCCAGAGAUUCACGACAACAAGACACGAAGAAAUAAGAAAGAGCUGACAUCAGUCUGAGAAUCUGAUCACAAACUGAUCAUUACACACCAUUAGAAAUUAAAACUGAGUGCUGUGCCAUUUAUGACCAUAACUUAUGUAAAUAUGAGCUUGCAGACGAGCUGAUCUUAGCGAAGUCUUCUUGUACAUGUGAAAGACGUGCUAACACUAACAGUGAAAGCUACUUAAGAACAAAAUCACACACAUGCAGUAUUCUAGCACUUAAAAGAUGAUUUAUUUACUCACCUGCUUUGGGAGGUGACAACUGUUGGAUUAUGUUUUCUUAAAAUAUGUUGAUGCUAGUGUUAAUUAACUUAAGAUCAUUAGCAUUGCUGUAGCUGUGUGCACUUAAUUUAUGCAUUUAUAAUAUUGCAACAAAAGACAUGAGCAGGUUAAACAUGAGCAUAGUUACUAAUAAUCGAAACCUUUAUUACAGUGGCCAAUAGAGGCCACAACACUUAGAAAUUAACACUAGCAAGUCCACAAAACACACAAAAAAAAAACCUGCAUAAAUUGUAUAACAUAAAAAAGAAUCUUGGAAAUUAAGAAGAAAUAUGCAGAGAACAAACACCAAUAU
Thalassophryne amazonica is the source of this 4733-nucleotide messenger RNA. RefSeq names its product xanthine dehydrogenase (gene xdh). Gene Ontology annotation, molecular function: xanthine dehydrogenase activity; FAD binding; molybdopterin cofactor binding. Lineage: Eukaryota; Metazoa; Chordata; Actinopteri; Batrachoidiformes; Batrachoididae. The record is from RefSeq and is a predicted model, not a curated record. The transcript is spliced from 36 exons. The coding region runs from base 38 to 4081 and encodes 1347 amino acids.